AUGCGCAGCUCUAUGGUCCGCUUUGAGCGUGCUAGAAGGGAGAAGAAUGCCACUGCCAAAGAUCUUCAUAACGGCGAACAGCAACACAAGACUGUGAAAUUGCAGGGCACAAAUUGGAAGGGGCAGAGUAAGUUGAACAGACGGGAGGCUUUUGUCCAGCUACUUACACUUGGACGACAAAUGUACGCGGAUGCAUACGCACACGCACACCACAUAGAGCUAUUAGCAAAAACCUUCCCCAGGAUGCCACACGACAAACAGAUGCUCGAUGCAUGUGAGGGCCGCGACCCCACUUCCAUCGGAGACGUCCUCUCCCUCGAGCUUCCCAGCGUGGUAUGGCACAUCCACGAGGGCGUGCGGCGGACGGCGUGUGUAUGGGUACAUUAG
Colletotrichum abscissum is the source of this 387-nucleotide messenger RNA. RefSeq lists its product as uncharacterized. The transcript is spliced from 2 exons. Bases 1 to 387 code for a protein of 128 amino acids. Lineage: Eukaryota; Fungi; Ascomycota; Sordariomycetes; Glomerellales; Glomerellaceae. The record is from RefSeq and is a predicted model, not a curated record.